AUGUUGCUAAAGGUGGGAUUACAAGACAUAAACAUCACCUUGCAGAAACAAGAUAAAGUUGAAAGGAAUCGCAUUCCUCACUUUAAUGAUGAUGUGGUGGAUAUAAAUGAUGAAGAUGAAGAAGAAGCUGGUGAGGCCAUCCUAAGGCCAUCCACUGAAACAGGGAAGAAGAAGGGGUACUUGGUGGGAACCCCCGAACAUAACCAGCUUCACAAAAAACUAAGAGGUGACGCGGUUCAGAAGUUUGCCCGUUGGAUGUAUGAUGCAGGUCUUGCAUUCAACGCGGUGAAGUAUGAUAGUUUAGGGUCUGCACUUGAAGCCAUUGCUAUACAUGGUCCCGGUAUGAAACCCCCUAGCUACCAUGAGGUACGUGUUCCUCUGUUAAAGCUAGAGAAAGAGCACACAAAGAAACUUUUGAUACUUAAUGAGACCGAGAAGAAGGCAAUCGGGUGCUCUUUGAUGGCUGAUGGUUGGAGGGACCGAAAAGGAAGAGCACUUAUCAACUUCUUAGUGAAUACUCCACGAGGAAGCAUGUUUCUAGAAUCUGUAGAUGCAUCUUCUUAUUCUCAUACAGAUAGUGUUGCCAACAAUGUUAGUGCUGCCAACAAUGUUUUGGCGGGGAAAAUGGUGGAAGCAAAAUAUCCACACAUCUAUUGGACUCCGUGUGUUGCGCAUUGCAUUGAUCUCAUGCUUGAAGACAUCUUCAAAGUGACUCAUCUUAAGAAGACACUAGACAAAGCAAUUACGGUUAACACUUACAUUUACAACCGUGCAUUGCUCUUGAAUAUGUUGAGAGACUUUACGGGUCAAAGAGAUAUGAUUAGGCCCGCAAAGACCCGGUUUGCAACCGCCCUCUUAACUCUAAAUUGCUUUAGGAGUCAUAAGACAAGUUUGAAGAAGUUGUUCACGUCUAAAGCUUGGAACAAAAGCAGUGAAAGAAAGCCGGCUAUGGGGUACAUUUAUGAAGCCAUGGAUAGUGCAAAGGAGCAGAUUGCAUACUCAUUCAACAACAAAAUUAACAAAUACAAAGCUUUCUUUAAAAUCAUUGAUGACAGGUGGAAUUGUCAACUUCACCAAGAUUCGCAUGCGGCUGGUCACUAUCUGAAUCCAAGUAUUUUUUACAACAACCCAGGAGUGAAAGAAGAUAGUGAGGUGAUUAAGGGCUUGAUGGCAUGCAUACAUAAGAUGUCAUCAGAAGAAGAUGAGACCAAGAUUCACCAAGAGCUCUCUAUAUAUACCGGUGCAGAAGAGUUAUUUGCGCAACAUAUGGCUGUUAAAUUAAGAACAACACUUGCACCAACGAAAUGGUGGAUGCAAUAUGGAUCAUCAGCACCGACACUUAAGAAGUUUGCUGUGAAGGUGUUGAGUCUUACUUGUAGUUCAUCAGGGUGUGAGCGUAACUGGAGUGUUUUUGAACAUAUCCAUUCGAAAAAAAGAAACCGUCUUGAACGACAAAACCUAAAUGAUUUAGUUUACAUCAAAUAUAAUCGAGCAUUAAGGAGGAGGUAUGAUAUGCGGGAUAUGAUCGACCCGAUCAUCUUGGAAGACUCACACAUACAUGACCCGUUUGAGUGGUUGGCGAGUGAUGAUGAUGGUCUCGUGUUUGAGGGUGAUGACUUGAGAUGGGAUGUUGUGGCAGAGGCUAUGGGGGUGGAUGAGCCGGUUCAUCUAACUAGAAGAACAACAACACCAGGUGGGAGGCAAGGUGGUAGGCAAGGGGGGAUGCAAGGGGUUGUUGGGGUUGCUGAGUCAAGCUCACAAGGUAGAGCUAGAGCUAGACAGCCCCAUUUGGUAGAUGAACCUGAAGAGGAAAAUGAUGUUGGGGUUUAUAAGGAGUUUGUUGAAAUAGAGGGGGAAGAUGAACUCGUAUUUGAGGAGGAUGAGGAUAACGAUUAG
This is a messenger RNA of Lactuca virosa, 1896 nucleotides long. The record is from the annotation of a GenBank genome assembly. NCBI's taxonomy places the organism in Eukaryota, Viridiplantae, Streptophyta, Magnoliopsida, Asterales, Asteraceae.